Molecule: messenger RNA, 1170 nt
Organism: Eimeria mitis
Lineage: Eukaryota; Apicomplexa; Conoidasida; Eucoccidiorida; Eimeriidae
Product: GTP-binding protein, putative
Exons: 7
Coding region: 1-1170 (389 amino acids)
Source: RefSeq, a predicted model, not a curated record
AUGAAUUCUCUUUCAUCGAAUGCUCUGCAAAGGUACGCAGCAGCAGCAGCAGCAGCAGCAGCAGCAGCAGCAGGAGCAACAGAGGCAACAGCAACAGCAGCAGCAGCAGCAGCAGCAGCAGCAGCAGCAGAGGCAACAGUAACAGCAGCAGCAGCAGCAGCAACUGCAGCAGCAGCAGCAGAGGCAACAGUAACAGCAGCAGCAGCAGCAGCAACUGCAGCAGCAACGGCAGCAGCAACAGCAACAGCAGCAGCUGCUGCAGCUGCAGGAAGGGCGUGCUAUAGGUUUCGCUUGUUAGUUAGGACGGGGCACAACGUCAACCGGCUGUUCGAAGACCUGGCUGUGCAGGAGGUGAAAAGUUUUUGCGCCUCAAAUGAAUUCUCUUUCAUCGAAUGCUCUGCAAAGACGGGGCACAACGUCAACCGGCUGUUCGAAGACCUGGGUACGUUGAGGCCUCUGCUGCAGCAGCAGAGGCUUGCUGCAGCAGCAGCAGCGCUCGCUGCAGCAGCAGCAGCAGCAGUGAUUCCUGCAGCAGCAGCACCGCUCGCUGCAGCAGCAGCAGCAGCAGCAGCGGUUGCUGCUGCAGCAGCAGCAGCAGUGAUUGCUGCUGCAGCAGCAGCAGCACCAGCAGCAACGGUGAUUGCUGCAGCAGCAGCGGCAUUAGCAGCUGCUGCGGCCCCUGCUGCUGCUGCUGCUGCUAGCAGCAGCAGCAGCAACAGCAGCAGCAGCAGCAGCAGCAGCACGGUAGCAGCAGUAGCAGCAGCAGCAGCUGCUGCUGCUGCUGCUGUGGCGCUCCCUGUGACGCUGCUGCAGCAGCAGAGGCUUGCUGCAGCAGCAGCAGCGCUCGCUGCAGCAGCAGCACCAGCAGUGAUUGCUGCAGCAGCAGCACCGCUCGCUGCAGCAGCAGCAGCAGCAGUGGUUGCUGCUGCAGCAGCACCGCUCGCUGCAGCAGCAGCAGCAGCAGUGAUUGCUGCUGCAGCAGCAGCAGCAGUGAUUGCUGCUGCAGCAGCAGCAGCGGUGGUUGCUGCAGCAGCAGCACCAGCACCAGCAGCAACAACAACGGUGAUUGCUGCAGCAGCAGCGGCAUUAGCAGCUGCUGCGGCCCCUGCUGCUGCUGCUGCUGCUGCUGCUGCUGCUGCUGCUGCUGCUGCUAGUGUAGUAAAGAGAUGA